AUGGAGACCCUCAAAGCAGUCUUUUUCGGCCCGGAUCCUCAAACACAGAUGAGAAAAUGUAACCAGCUCAUCCGCGUCAAUACCCGACAGUUGGAUCGUGACAUCGCACAACUGAAGACUCUGGAAAGCAAGACACGACAAUACAUUAUGAAUUCGUCGAAGCGGGCCCAACGCAAUCCCUCCCAGGCCAAGCAGGCCAACAUGGAGGCCAAGACCUUUGCACGAGAGCUUGUUCGCAUUCGCAAGCAGUCUACCCGGUUACAUACCAGUCGCGCGCAACUGCAGAGUGUUCAGAUGCAGGUCAAUGAGGCCUUCUCGGUUCGGAAGAUUCAGGGCAGCUUGAAGAAAUCGACGGGGAUUAUGAAGGACGUCAACACAUUGGUCCAGAUGCCCGAGCUGAAUGCCACGAUGCGUCAGCUUUCGACGGAACUGGUGCGGGCCGGGAUCAUCGAGGAGAUGGUCGAUGACGCCAUUCCUAACAACGAGUUACUGGAGGAAGAGGAAGAGGAAGCAGAGGAGGAGGUCGACAAGGUCCUGCAGGAGAUCCUCCAUGGCAAGUUGUCUCAGGUCGAAGGGGUCCAGCCCGAGAAGCCAUUGGAAGAGGCUCCGGAGCCAGAGGACGAGUUCGCGGAUCAAGAAGCGACACUAGAGCAGAUGCGAGGACGGCUCGAAGCCUUGAAGAGCUGA
Molecule: messenger RNA, 687 nt
Organism: Aspergillus niger
Lineage: Eukaryota; Fungi; Ascomycota; Eurotiomycetes; Eurotiales; Aspergillaceae
Exons: 2
Coding region: 1-687 (228 amino acids)
Biological process (GO): late endosome to vacuole transport; endosome transport via multivesicular body sorting pathway; protein transport
Cellular component (GO): multivesicular body; ESCRT III complex
Source: RefSeq, a predicted model, not a curated record